AUGGACGACGAUGAUGUGGUAAUCCUCCACAACGCCAUUCGUCAAACUUUACCAGAAAUGUUGACACUAUAUGUGGUCGACAAUGGAGGUUAUGGAGRAAAUCCAUCAAGUGCAAACUCGGGCGGUCCAAACACUUUUUACCCCAGUGCUGUGAGCACACUCUUCCCCGACGUUAGCGGUGCAAACGCAUAUGGUCCAAGCACACUCUUCCCUACCGGUUGUGCUCCUGGUUCUCCCAACCCGUACCCGAUCCGGUCUCCCGAACUGUCAAAACCGUUGUGGGAGGUAGAUAUGGCAGAAGAUGUUUCUGUUGCUGCCGAAAUUUUGAACAUACCCGAAGACGACGAUAAUUCGGAUUCUGAAGAUAUCAAGCCGGUAAGGAAUAGUUUUUGGGGUAUGCCMKACCCACCACCUUGUCCGGACCCAGUUAUCAAAAGUAGACAUGGAAACAUUUCCUACCAGCCUACAUCCCAUGUCAAAGUUCUACAAACCUUUGACUCGAAGGAAGCACUUAAGCUCACAGUGGGAUUAAAGUGCGUUCAUGAAAACUUUCAGAUGAAAGUAAAGAAAUCUUCCAAACACUGGUACGAGGUGGUGUGUCACUCAGAUUCGGACUGUGAUUGGCGUUUGAUGGAUGUUUCCAUCGAUGGUACCAGUAUUUUCCAGGUACGGAAGCUCCACGAUGAACACACAUGUUCAAGGUCCCAAGUGCAUCCAAACCACCGUCAUGCGAAUAAAAAGGUUUUGGGUCAUAUACUGGCAGGCAGUCUAAAGGAUUGUAGGAGAGUGUACCGUGGUAAAGAAAUCAUGGAAGAUGUGAACCAACGGUUCAAUAUUAGCAUCUCCUACCACCAAGCAUGGCGAGCAAAGAUGUAUGCCUUGCAACUGUUGAGGGGGACCCCGGAAUCGUCGUUUAAUCUACUCCCGGUUUAUUGUCACAAUCUAAAGCUAGCAAAUCCGGGGACUGUGACAGAGAUCGCUCUUGAUCCACUUGGACGAUUCGACAUGUUGUUUGUCGCACUCGGUUGUUCGAUUCGAUCGUUUCUAGGACACAUGAGACCGCUUCUUAUAAUGGACGGUGUCCAUCUGAAGGGGCCGUAUGUUGGCACCAUGUUCUUAGUGGUCGGCAUGGAUGGAAACAAUAGUAUCGUACCCAUUGCAAUGGGAGUGGGGAAGACAAAAAGUGGCCCGUCAUGGACAUGGUUUUUAUGUAAGCUUAGGCAGUGUAUCGGUGAUAUGCCCAAUUUAACCUUCAUCACCAAUAGGGCUGCCUCUAUCAACCUGGCCAUACGAACUGAGGCAUGCAAAGCUUAUCGGUUGUCGGACUUUGAAGCUACUAUGGAUUUGAUGCGGCACAGUCUACCUAGAGCCGCUCAAUAUCUUGAGAAAGUUGGCUACGCUAGAUGGGAACGAUCGCACUUCCCUGGAUUGCAUUACAGUGCAAUGACGUCCAAUAGUGCUGAGUCCGUCAACUCAGUAAUGCGGUUUGCACGCUAUCUUCCGAUAACAAUAUUAGUUGAAUUUUAUCGGGCGACAUUGCAACAAUGGUAUUUCAUACGUCGACAUAACGGAGUGACUCCUUGGGCGGAGGCCAAAUUAGAGAAGAGAAUACAUAGGAACGCAAAUUGGAAGGUAUAUCCCAUCAGCGAUUUGUUGUUUGAAGUUGAUGACCACUAUAACAAAGAAACGUGUGAUUUGCAUGCUAAGACCUAUAUUCAAGACUGCAGUCAAUUCUGUUCUGUUUGGUUCAAUUCCGACUCUUACCGUGCAACAUACGAGGAGGAAGUCAUUCCCCUUCCACCAGAAGCUGAAURUGUGUUGCCCAAYGAACGUUUGACCRUCCUACYSSCUCCCUUGGACAUACAAAACUCAGGCAGGCCACGCAACCGCGAUCGUAUCCCGUCACGAGACGAGGAACCAAUAGUGAAAACUUGCAGUCGAUGCGGCCAAAGUGGACAUUUUCUAUAUAACUGUCCAAGUCCGAUGCCAACUCCUAGGCCGACGCACAGAAGUUCAAGUAGUCGUCGAAGAUCAGUUAGUCGGCCAAACGAUUGUGGUCCGUCUGAACCUGAUACUACACAAGACUAUGUAUUUGAUACUUACAAUUUAAUAGCGGCGGACGGUGGUGGAUGGCGGCGGUUGACGGUGGUUGGUGGCGGCGGAGGGUUGUGGAUGGCGGGGCUUGAGGGUGGUUGUUGGCGCCGGAAGGUGGUGGAUGGCGGCGAAUGA
Cynara cardunculus var. scolymus (artichoke) is the source of this 2229-nucleotide messenger RNA. RefSeq lists its product as uncharacterized. Gene Ontology annotation, molecular function: nucleic acid binding; zinc ion binding. NCBI's taxonomy places the organism in Eukaryota, Viridiplantae, Streptophyta, Magnoliopsida, Asterales, Asteraceae. The record is from RefSeq and is a predicted model, not a curated record. The transcript is spliced from 7 exons. Bases 1 to 2229 code for a protein of 742 amino acids.